UAACUGCUCAAACCGCACAACGGAUUCUCAGUGUGCGCGACUCAGGCAUUCUGUUCGUACUCAAUUAGCGCCAACGGUCUGUUACAAGCACUCGUCACAUCCGCAGCUUUUUUACCCGCACCACCUCUUAUUAGCUUUCGUACGUGAGCUCGAGCAAGGACGCUGACUUAGAGGACGCCGCGUAUUAUAAAACCGUUAAAGGCCUCUCUUUCUUUCUAGCCGCUAGCAAGCUAGUAAAUACAAGUCGCUGAUACCGCUGGAACCAAGUGUGAUACCGGUUUAUUUAUCGCUCUGGUUUAACGCGCUUAAACCGCGUCUGUCGCUAAACGCUAAAUAAAGUAGCUCAUUUUGUUGUCUUGUUUGUGUCGGAAAGUUUCGUGCUAAUGGGCUUGUUGUCUCAGGGCUCCCCGCUUAACUGGACUGAAACCAAGAAAUAUGCCGACCAUGUCAGAAAGCACGGCAUUGUGCAGUUCCUCAACAUCUACAACAAGGUGAAGGACCGGCAGAAGGAUGUGCUAAAGUGGGGCGACGAGGUAGAGUACAUGUUGGUGGAACUGGAUGAGAAAAAUGAAAAGGCCCGUGUGGUUCUGAACGGGAGCAAAGUGUUGGAGACACUGCAGGAAAAGGGGGAAAAGGUCAACCCCAACCAUCCAACCCUGUGGAGACCAGAGUAUGGCAGCUACAUGAUUGAGGGCACUCCAGGACAGCCUUACGGCGGGACGAUGUCCGAGUUCAACACAGUCGAAGACAACAUGGACAAACGGAGGAAGGAGGCGUCGUCCGUGCUCAAAGAGGACGACACUAUCUGCACUAUCACAUCGUUCCCCAGGUUAGGGUGCCCGGGAUUCACAAAGCCAGAACACAGGCCUACACCUGUUGAAAAAGGAGUGAGCAAGUCCCUCUUCUUUCCUGAUGAGGCCAUCAAUAGACAUCCCCGAUUCAGCACUUUGACCCGGAACAUUCGUCACAGAAGGGGGGAAAAGGUGGUGAUCAACGUACCGAUUUUUAAAGAUCAAAACACACCAAGUCCAUUUGUGGAGACGUUUCCCGAGGACGACGGGGAGGCGGCAAGUGCAGCUCGGCCCGAUCACAUCUACAUGGACGCCAUGGGCUUCGGAAUGGGAAACUGCUGUCUGCAGGUCACAUUUCAAGCUUGCAGCAUCAGUGAGGCUCGAUACCUCUAUGACCAGCUGGCCACAUUCUGCCCCAUACUGAUGGCCCUCAGUGCUGCUUCUCCCUUCUAUCGUGGCUACGUGUCUGAUAUCGACUGUCGCUGGGGCGUUAUCUCGGCCUCCGUGGACGACAGGACUCGGGAAGAACGAGGGCUGGAGCCUCUGAAAAACAACAAAUUCAGGAUCCACAAGUCAAGAUAUGACUCCAUUGACAGCUACCUUUCUUUUUGUGGGGAAAAAUACAACGACAUCGAACUGACAAUAGAUGUUGAAAUCUACAAUCAGCUCCUUGACGCAGGGAUUGACAAAUUACUGGCCCAGCACAUCGCCCACCUCUUUAUCCGUGACCCGCUGUCGCUCUUCGAGGAAAAGAUUCAUUUGGACGAUGAGAACGAAUCGGACCACUUUGAGAAUCUUCAGUCAACCAACUGGCAGACCAUGAGGUUCAAACCACCUCCUCCGAACUCUGACAUUGGAUGGAGAGUCGAGUUCCGGCCCAUGGAGGUUCAGUUAACUGACUUUGAGAACGCCGCAUACGUUGUGUUCAUUGUUCUCCUUACUCGAGUCAUCCUUUCCUACAAGUUAGACUUCCUCAUUCCCUUGUCGAAGGUGGACGACAACAUGAAAGUUGCCCAGAAAAGAAACGCAGUCCAAGAAGGCAUGUUUUACUUCAGGAAGGACAUCUUUAAAGGCUGCAGCCCAUUGUUUGACUCGGCCACCACAGCCGCCCAAAAUGGCGUAGAGACCGACGGCAACCAUGAGGAAUACACACUGAUGAGCAUCGACACAAUCAUUAACGGCAAGGAGGGAGUGUUCCAGGGACUCGUACCAAUUCUGAAUUACUACCUGGCGAACAUGGAGGUCGAUGUAGACACACGCUGCACCAUCCUGAACUACCUCAAACUCAUUAAGAAGCGAGCAUCGGGAGAACUGAUGACCAUGGCAAAGUGGAUGAGGGAAUUUGUUUCCAAGCAUCCACAGUACAAGAACGACAGCGUGAUCACAGACAAAAUAAACUACGAUUUGCUUUGUAAGUGUGACCGAAUUGCCAAGGGGGAGGAGCAGUGCCCUGAACUGAUCGGCGAGCCUGUGAAAAGGCGAAAGUGAGGCAG
Molecule: messenger RNA, 2284 nt
Organism: Tachysurus vachellii
Lineage: Eukaryota; Metazoa; Chordata; Actinopteri; Siluriformes; Bagridae
Gene: gclc
Product: glutamate-cysteine ligase, catalytic subunit
Exons: 16
Coding region: 384-2279 (631 amino acids)
Biological process (GO): glutathione biosynthetic process
Cellular component (GO): glutamate-cysteine ligase complex
Molecular function (GO): glutamate-cysteine ligase activity
Source: RefSeq, a predicted model, not a curated record